UGGAGCUGCUGCCCCUGGCGUCCAUGGCGUACACUGUGACUCCCACGCCGGCGGGGCCCGUCGGCUCCCAGUACUGCGUCUGCAAAGUCGAGUUGUCCGUGUGCGGCCAGAACCUUCUGGACAGGGAUGUCACUUCCAAAUCCGACCCCUUCUGUGUCCUCUUCAUGGAAGUCAACGGGAAGUGGGUGGAGCUUGACAGGACAGAGACAGCUGUGAACAACCUCAACCCAGCUUUUGCCAAGAAGUUCAUUGUCGACUACCACUUUGAAGAAGUGCAGAAGCUCAAGUUUGCGCUGUUUGACCAGGACAAGUCCAGCAUGCAGCUGUAUGAGCACGACUUCCUGGGCGAAUUCUCCUGCACGCUGGGCAUGAUCGUCUCCAGCAAGAAAAUAACAAGGACUCUCCUUCUGGGGAAUGGCAAGCCAGCUGGGAAAGGGAUGAUAACGAUAGCUGCCCAAGAGCUCUCGGAUAACAGGGUGAUCACUCUGAGCAUGGCUGGCAGAAAACUGGAUAAAAAGGACCUGUUUGGGAAGUCAGACCCCUUCUUGGAGUUUUAUAAACCAGGUGAUGAUGGGAAGUGGAUGCUGGUCCACAGAACGGAGGUGAUCAAGUACACGCUGGACCCCGUCUGGAAGCCGUUCACUGUGCCUUUGGUGUCACUGUGCGAUGGAGAUGUAGAGAAGCUGAUAAAGGUGAUUUGCUACGACUACGACAGUGAUGGGGGACACGACUUCAUCGGGGAGUUUCAGACCUCGGUGGCCAGGAUGUGCGAAGCCCAAGAUGCCUUUGCGCUCGAGCUAGAAUGCAUUAACCCCAAAAAGCAGAAGAAGAAAAAGAACUACAAGAACUCCGGGAUCAUCAUUGUCAAGUCCUGCAAAAUUACCAGAGAUUUCUCCUUCCUGGACUACAUCCUGGGAGGCUGCCAGCUGAUGUUUACCGUUGGGAUUGACUUCACAGCCUCCAACGGGAACCCGCGAGACCCCUCCUCCUUGCACUAUAUCAACCCCAUGGGGACAAACGAGUACUUGUCGGCUAUCUGGGCUGUCGGCCAGAUCAUCCAGGACUACGACUCAGACAAGAUGUUUCCUGCUCUGGGAUUCGGCGCCCAACUCCCGCCGGACUGGAAGGUAUCCCAUGAGUUUGCCAUUAACUUCAAUCCCACGAACCCGUUCUGUUCAGGUGUGGAGGGCAUUGUCCAAGCGUACUCGGCCUGCCUGCCCCACAUCCGCUUCUACGGACCCACCAACUUCUCCCCCAUCAUCAACCACGUGGCCCGCUUCGCGGCUCAGGCCACCCAGCAAGAGGCUGCAUCCCAAUACUUCAUCCUCCUCAUCAUGCUGCGCUCCCACACCGGCGAGGAGGCCGUGCGCGACAUCGUCCAGUUCGUGCCCUUCCGGGAUUUCCGCAAC
Eurypyga helias (sunbittern) is the source of this 1409-nucleotide messenger RNA. RefSeq names its product copine II (gene CPNE2). The annotation marks the transcript as partial. Gene Ontology annotation, cellular component: plasma membrane. The transcript is spliced from 15 exons. Gene Ontology annotation, molecular function: calcium-dependent phospholipid binding. The record is from RefSeq and is a predicted model, not a curated record. Gene Ontology annotation, biological process: cellular response to calcium ion. NCBI's taxonomy places the organism in Eukaryota, Metazoa, Chordata, Aves, Eurypygiformes, Eurypygidae.